Molecule: messenger RNA, 1553 nt
Organism: Chrysoperla carnea
Lineage: Eukaryota; Metazoa; Arthropoda; Insecta; Neuroptera; Chrysopidae
Gene: RpII33
Product: DNA-directed RNA polymerase II subunit RPB3
Exons: 4
Coding region: 145-972 (275 amino acids)
Biological process (GO): DNA-templated transcription
Cellular component (GO): RNA polymerase II, core complex
Molecular function (GO): protein dimerization activity; DNA-directed RNA polymerase activity; DNA binding
Source: RefSeq, a predicted model, not a curated record
AUGAAUGUCUGUGGUAAUAUUGUAUUAGUGAAUUAAUGAUUGUAUUGGAAGUUUAUUGAAAUUUUUGUUUUGAAAAAAUAGUGUUUCGAGUUUCAUAAUUAAUUAAAAACUACGAAAUUUUCUUCGUUUAGUUGUACAAACAAAAUGCCUUAUUGUAAUCAACCAACUGUUCAUAUAACAGAUUUAACUGACGAAAAUGUCAAGUUUUACGUGGAAGAUACUGAAUUAAGUGUUGCCAACAGUAUGCGGCGUAUUUUCAUUGCUGAAACACCGACAUUAGCCAUUGAUUGGGUUCAGUUAGAAUCAAAUUCAACUGUAUUAAGCGAUGAAUUUCUAGCCCACCGAAUUGGGCUUAUACCAUUAAUUUCAGACGAAGUUGUGGAUCGAUUACAAUAUCCAAGGGAUUGUUUAUGUGCUGACUUUUGUACGGAAUGCAGUGUUGAAUUCACAUUAGAUGUAAGAUGUACGGACGAACAAACACGUCAUGUAACUACAGCUGAUUUAAAAUCAAGUGAUCCUCGCGUUCUACCAGUAACAUCAAAACAUCGUGAUGAUGAAAGCAGUGAUUAUGGAGAAACAGAUGAAAUACUAAUUAUUAAACUACGUAAAGGACAGGAAUUAAAAAUGCGUGCGUAUGCUAAAAAGGGAUUUGGUAAAGAGCACGCUAAAUGGAAUCCUACAGCUGGUGUCUGUUUUGAAUAUGAUCCGGAUAAUUCAAUGAGGCACACAUUGUUUCCAAAACCAGAUGAAUGGCCAAAAAGUGAAUAUACCGAAUUAGAUGACGAUGAAUAUGAAGCACCAUAUAAUUGGGAAGCAAAACCAAAUAAAUUUUAUUAUAAUGUGGAAUCUGCUGGUGCAUUAAAACCAGAAAAUAUCGUUCUAAUGGGAAUCGCAGUACUUAUUAAUAAAUUGUCAAAUCUACAAACACAAUUAAGUCAUGAACUACAAAUAGAUGCUCUUGCAAUUCAAUAAGCCAAUGCAUGAUGUUCAUUAUAACGCCAGACAAUAGCGAAGUUUGGCACUCUUGUUCGCAUUGCACUAAAUUACAGGAGUUUUUUAAUUGUGUUCAGUAUUAUAUUCUGGAUUUAAAACUUCAAAAUCUCUAUAAAUUUCAGUCAGGCAUAAGUCACCAUCUUGAAAAAGCUAUCGUUAUUCAUGCCCAUACCUUUCGCCUAUUUGUUUUUGUAAUUUUUUUUUCAAAAAACGCACGCGAUAGAGUCAAAAGUUUGUUAAAUGAGACCAUAAGACUUAAACGGUAAGUUUUAUAAAAAAAAUUACUUGAGAAAAAAGAUGGACACAGGAGUAUUUAAUAUUUUAAUGUUUAUAAUAAAGAUUAGUAUGUUUUUUGUCCUUAAUUGUACGGUUACUGAGAUAUAGGAUAAGGUAGGGAGUGUUUUUUCAAAAUAGUAACUAUGUCGGAUCAUAAUUUGUACGGUUUAUGAUCUUAUACUCAGUACGUGAUACUAAAUCUGAUUAAAAAAUAAAAUAAUUUAGUGCAAUAAAAUAUUGCCCAUUUAUUACCGAUCUAAAUAGAUACAUUCAUAUUUUAGUUU